Ailuropoda melanoleuca (giant panda) is the source of this 9213-nucleotide messenger RNA. It is a transcript of the gene ERC1, whose product is annotated as ELKS/RAB6-interacting/CAST family member 1. Gene Ontology annotation, molecular function: structural constituent of presynaptic active zone. The transcript has 20 exons. Gene Ontology annotation, biological process: maintenance of presynaptic active zone structure; regulation of synaptic plasticity; neuromuscular synaptic transmission. Lineage: Eukaryota; Metazoa; Chordata; Mammalia; Carnivora; Ursidae. The record is from RefSeq and is a predicted model, not a curated record. Bases 422 to 3793 code for a protein of 1123 amino acids. Gene Ontology annotation, cellular component: cytoskeleton of presynaptic active zone.
CUGUGGCUGUGGUGGUGGCGGCGGUAGUGGCGGUGGCGGCGGCGGUGGUGGCGGCGCCCGGGCGGCAGCGGCAGCGGCAGCGGCAGCAGCAGCCCUGAGGAGGGUGAGACGGCCGCCGUGGCGGCAGCUCGGAAGUCGGGCGGGACCGAGAGCUUCCCGCCUGCCGCUGGCGCUGAGGCUUUUUUUGCCUUUUCUUAGCCUGCUGCUUCCUCACGGCCCUGGCUAGGGCUGGGCAGCGCGCCCCCGGGGAGGGGCGGAGCUGUAGAUAUGGUGUAAGGUAUUUCUUCAAGACUGGACAGCUGAAGACCUGUUACUUUUGAAUAGCCUUAAGCAGACUUACAGCCGUCAAGAAACCUCACGGAAUUUCAUAUUUUGCUUUCUGCUUUACAUCUUUCUUGGCACUGAAGUUCAUCUUGCAACCAUGUAUGGAAGUGCUCGCUCAGUUGGGAAGGUGGAACCGAGCAACCAGAGCCCUGGGCGUUCACCUAGGCUUCCACGUUCCCCUCGCUUGGGUCAUCGUCGAACCAAUAGUACAGGAGGGAGUUCUGGAAGCAGUGUUGGAGGUGGCAGUGGGAAAACCCUUUCAAUGGAGAAUAUCCAAUCCUUAAAUGCUGCCUAUGCCACAUCUGGCCCUAUGUACCUAAGUGACCAUGAAAAUAUGGGUUCAGAAACACCUAAAAGCACCAUGACGCUUGGCCGUUCUGGGGGACGUCUGCCGUAUGGUGUCAGGAUGACUGCUAUGGGCAGUAGCCCCAAUAUAGCUAGCAGUGGGGUUGCUAGUGACACCAUAGCAUUUGGAGAGCAUCACCUCCCUCCUGUGAGUAUGGCAUCCACUGUUCCUCAUUCUCUUCGUCAGGCAAGAGAUAAUACGAUCAUGGAUCUGCAGACACAGCUGAAAGAAGUAUUAAGAGAAAAUGAUCUCUUGCGGAAGGAUGUGGAAGUGAAGGAGAGCAAAUUAAGUUCUUCAAUGAAUAGCAUCAAGACUUUCUGGAGCCCAGAGCUGAAGAAAGAACGAGCCCUGAGAAAAGAUGAAGCUUCCAAAAUCACUAUUUGGAAGGAACAGUAUAGAGUUGUGCAGGAGGAAAACCAGCACAUGCAGAUGACAAUCCAAGCUCUCCAGGAUGAACUGCGGAUCCAAAGGGACCUGAACCAGCUGUUUCAGCAAGAUAGUAACAGUAGGACUGGUGAACCCUGUGUGGCAGAGCUGACGGAGGAGAACUUUCAGAGGCUACACGCUGAGCAUGAGCGGCAGGCCAAAGAGCUGUUCCUUCUUCGAAAGACUUUGGAGGAAAUGGAGCUACGUAUUGAGACUCAGAAGCAAACCUUAAAUGCUCGGGAUGAAUCCAUCAAGAAACUUUUGGAGAUGUUGCAGAGCAAAGGACUUUCUGCUAAGGCUACUGAAGAAGACCAUGAGAGAACAAGACGACUGGCAGAGGCAGAGAUGCACGUCCACCAUCUAGAAAGCCUUUUGGAGCAGAAGGAAAAAGAGAACAGUAUGCUGAGAGAGGAGAUGCAUCGGAGAUUUGAGAACGCUCCUGAUUCUGCCAAAACAAAAGCUCUGCAGACUGUUAUUGAAAUGAAGGAUUCAAAAAUUUCCUCUAUGGAGCGUGGGCUCCGAGACUUGGAAGAGGAAAUUCAGAUGCUGAAAUCAAAUGGGGCCUUGAGUACUGAAGAGCGGGAGGAAGAAAUGAAACAAAUGGAGGUCUAUCGGAGCCAUUCUAAAUUUAUGAAAAAUAAGGUAGAGCAACUGAAGGAGGAACUAAGUUCGAAAGAGGCUCAAGGGGAGGAGCUGAAAAAGAGAGCGGCUGGUCUUCAGGCUGAGGUCUUUGCCAUUGGUCAGGUGAAGCAGGAACUGUCCAGAAAGGACACAGAACUACUAGCCCUACAGACAAAGCUAGAAACACUCACAAACCAGUUCUCAGACAGUAAGCAACACAUUGAAGUGCUGAAGGAGUCCUUGACUGCUAAAGAACAACGGGCUGCCAUCCUGCAGACCGAGGUGGAUGCUCUCCGAUUGCGUUUGGAAGAGAAGGAAACCAUGUUGAAUAAGAAGACAAAACAAAUUCAGGAUAUGGCUGAGGAGAAGGGGACACAAGCUGGAGAGAUACAUGACCUCAAGGACAUGCUGGAUGUCAAAGAAAGGAAGGUUAAUGUUCUUCAGAAGAAGAUUGAAAAUCUUCAAGAGCAACUUAGAGAUAAGGAGAAGCAAAUGAGCAGCUUAAAAGAACGAGUCAAAUCCUUGCAGGCUGACACUACCAACACCGACACUGCCUUGACAACUUUGGAGGAGGCCCUUGCAGAGAAAGAGCGGACAAUUGAACGCUUAAAGGAGCAGCGGGACAGAGAUGAACGAGAGAAGCAAGAGGAAAUUGAUAACUACAAAAAAGAUCUUAAAGACUUGAAAGAAAAAGUCAGCUUAUUGCAAGGCGACCUCUCAGAAAAAGAGGCUUCCCUCUUGGAUCUGAAAGAGCAUGCUUCUUCCCUGGCUUCCUCAGGACUGAAAAAGGACUCAAGGCUUAAGACACUUGAGAUUGCUUUGGAACAGAAGAAGGAGGAGUGUCUGAAAAUGGAAUCACAAUUGAAAAAGGCACAUGAGGCAACAUUGGAAGCCAGAGCCAGUCCAGAGAUGAGUGACCGAAUACAGCAAUUGGAGAGAGAGAUUGCCAGGUACAAAGAUGAAUCUAGCAAGGCCCAGGCAGAAGUUGACCGCCUCUUGGAAAUCUUGAAGGAAGUGGAAAAUGAGAAGAAUGACAAAGAUAAGAAGAUUGCGGAAUUGGAAAGUCUCACCUCAAGGCAAGUGAAAGACCAGAAUAAGAAGGUAGCAAAUCUGAAGCACAAGGAACAGGUGGAAAAGAAGAAGAGCGCACAGAUGCUUGAGGAGGCUCGACGAAGGGAGGACAAUCUCAAUGACAGCUCCCAGCAACUACAGGACAGUCUCCGUAAGAAGGAUGACAGGAUUGAAGAGCUGGAGGAAGCACUAAGAGAAAGUGUACAGAUAACUGCAGAGCGAGAAAUGGUGCUAGCACAAGAGGAGUCAGCCAGGACCAGUGCUGAAAAACAGGUGGAGGAAUUACUGAUGGCCAUGGAGAAAGUGAAACAAGAACUGGAGUCAAUGAAAGCAAAGCUGUCCUCUACUCAACAGUCUCUGGCAGAAAAGGAAACUCAUUUGACCAAUCUUCGGGCAGAAAGAAGGAAACACUUAGAGGAAGUUCUGGAGAUGAAGCAAGAAGCUCUUUUGGCUGCCAUUAGUGAAAAAGAUGCCAACAUAGCUCUUUUGGAGCUUUCAUCCUCUAAGAAAAAGACCCAAGAGGAAGUGGCUGCCCUGAAGCGGGAGAAGGAUCGUCUGGUGCAGCAGCUCAAACAGCAGACACAAAAUCGAAUGAAGCUAAUGGCCGACAACUAUGAGGAUGACCACUUCAAAUCCUCCCAUUCCAAUCAAACCAAUCAUAAACCCUCCCCAGACCAGAUCAUCCAGCCCCUCUUAGAACUUGACCAAAAUAGAAGCAAAUUAAAGUUGUAUAUUGGACACCUGACAGCCCUCUGCCAUGACCGAGACCCCCUGAUCCUUCGUGGACUCACUCCACCAGCUUCCUAUAACUUGGAUGAUGACCAGGCAGCUUGGGAGAAUGAGCUGCAGAAGAUGACCCAGGAACAGCUUCAGAAUGAGUUAGAAAAAGGUGAACGGGACAAUGCAGAGCUGCAGGAGUUUGCCAAUGCCCUUCUCCAGCAGAUAGCAGAUCAUUGCCCCGACAUCCUGGAGCAAGUGGUCAAUGCGCUGGAAGAGUCGUCCUGACCCUGCUUCGUGGGGAGUGGCCAGCCCAGCAGCCUGCUAGAGUAAAUCCAGGAGCCGAGAAUGAAGAGCUGUAAGGAACAGGCACCCAGAAACUUCCUGGCACCCAACAAACACUAUAAAUUCUAUCCUAGCUUGGUUGGUCCUUCAAGUGUGAUUCCAGCAGCCUUUCUACAGCUGACAUCUUAACUCUGCCUUUCUACUUUGGAUAUUGUCUCUACACUAAUUUUCCUGAUGUCCAGGGUGAGUAAGUGGCCAACUUUCCAUGAAGAACUGCCAUCCAGUCAUCAGCAGUGGAGAACUGUGGAAGCUGGUGGUUCUGCCCUUAGAGAGGGACAUGGAGCGGAGAGCCCUUUUUCCUUCCGUCCUUGACAUGAGAACUAAAUCUGGAAUCUCCUUGGAGUUCAACAUAUUGAAAGAAACUUCCCAAUGGACUAGAGAGCUGAGUGUUCUAAUAUCACAACAGGUGCUUUCUCCUAAAAGGGUUAAAAAAAAAUUUCUAAAAAAGAGGGGGGAAAGGAGAACAGGGACAAAGAGAAACUGACUCUUCUUUUUACUGUCUCUUUUGCUUACUUUCACGUGUAAUGUUUUAUGCAGGGGAGCUACAAGCAGGCCUCAUGACGGCUUUGUGAACACUAAUACCCCGAGUUUGGAGUCUUUACCCAGCCCUGUCUGUCUCACUCAUCCUUGCUCUUCUCAACCAGUUAACAAGAGGAUGGUGUGGACAGUUCUCCCCCUGGGUCCCUCUUGCUUAAGACCUUUGACCUUAUUAUACUUAGGUUGUCAGAUCAUAUAGCUGGUUCUGAAAGAGAAGGGUUUGACGUGAGACUCCGCCAUCACCACCUACAGCUCUGCUUCUGUAGAAGAUGACCGUUCCCUGGGAUCAGGCUGGUUUCUCCUAAACAUCUCCUUCGUUGGCACUCUAGGUCCCUGAGCCCCAAAAGAAUGCUUCUGCCUUCCCACCACCCAUGUUCCACACUCUUGCAGCCCAGUGUUUGCUGAAGUUUAUGACCCACCUUCCUCCCUUUUAGCUUUACUCUUGACGUGCACUCCCAGAACCGUAGCCUCGAGCAUUGUCCGGAACCUCCUUCUGGCACAAAUGAAUGUUUCUCAUCCCACAAACAUUCCUUCCUCCAUUCUUUCAUUCAGAGAAUAUUUGUGAAAUGCCUACCGUGUGCAAGUCACUGUUGGGUACCCAUCCUUGACAAAAGUCUCUUUUCAGUGAGGGAGAAAAGUGAAGGACUCUAUGAGACAUACCUGGUUGAGUCAAAGCAGUCAAAGGCAUACCCUUCCNGGAUUCCCCUCCCCCCCCCCCCCGCUCCUUCUAUCGCAGUAGAAAUUAUCUUUUCCAGAUAAAUCUUUCUCAUUAUAGUGGAAUUAGUGAGUUCAGGGGGCAGGAGGCUGAGUCACUUACUUGCCUGUGGGCUCUUAUUUGGUGGCUCAGGACUUUAGUUGUUGUUACCCCGCAGGAGCGUAGUGUUGAGGAGGCUACAGGAGUGGAUGGUGUUUUCCUGAGCACCACAUGGAACCUGGCCAGCUCCGUGUCGCAGAUCAGAAAAUGGACCCUAAAGCUGCAAAUCCAGUUGAAGGUAUUGGUAUUUUGAAGGGCAUUCUUCCCAAGCUUAGACAAUGGCAGUCAUAAAUAAUCAGGCAAGAAAGAGACCACUUAACCCAAAUCUAGCCCUUUGACCACCUCUCCAGCCAGACGUCCACCAGACACUCACAUCUUCUGAUAAGAGUUGCUGGGCUAAAUGUUUUUGUCUUGCAUUUCCCUCUUUCCCCCUCCCCGGUUACUCACCCAGAGAAUCUGAUGCUGCCUGGAAAGUCACCACGGCCAUCAGUCUGGUAUCUUCCCACCAGGAGCCCUUGACUGUCCCAUUAACUUAUAUGGUCAUAUCUCCAGCUGCCCUAAUUCCCUGCUGUAAAACAGUCUCUCCUGUGAGAAAGUGUAGAAUGUUUCCUAUCAAAGGUUUAAAUGGACUCUGCUCGUAAACUUCUUACUGAGAUGCUUCCUGAUAGCCCAGCCAGCCAGCAGCGGGCGAGGUGGGAGAUGGGGGGGUUAGAUAGGUAGUGGUCAGUCACCUCAAUUCCAUGUAUUUCUUGCACUGCCCAUAAAUCAUGUAGAAAGCCCCAGUAUUUUAGGCCUGGAGUAUUAGACUCUCACUUUAUCUACCAUAAUGCAAAGAACUGAGGGAUGAGGACACCCUUGACAGGACUCCUGCAGAAGAGAGCAGGGAGGAGCAGAGGCCAUGCCCAGAGAAGUGGCCUGGCCCCGGCUGCUGCUCUCCAGCAGGUUCGGUGGGGUUGAGGGACAGCAAGCAGAACUGUCUCCCCAGGUCCUGCUCAUUCUGUCUCUGCUCUCAAAUACAGUACCUGCCACGCUUGCCCACUGGGUGUGUGAUUCUCACUGCACCUCCUUUCUUCCCUUUUUCAUUUCAACCCUUCCUGUUGCUUCCCCUCCAAAACCUUAUGGAAGUCCUCUGAACAAGUGCUUCUGAGAAGAAAAAUUUCUGGGCAAACAUCAUCUCUCUGGUCUCUGAAUCUCCUUGAUUCCUCAUGGGUGGUCAUCCUAGCACCUCAAAUGGUUCUGGGGACAGUUUGGUUCUAGAUGAGAGUAAUUUCUGGCUAAACUUUAAUAGCAGACAUGACCUGACUUUCUAUUACAAGGGAAAAAUUAAUAGUGCCUAGCACUUAGAGUAUCUUACUGAGUUGAGAUCAGUCGUUGAGCCAACUUUUACUAAAUGUGCAGUUCCCAUCACACAGACUUAUCAUUGCACGCCAUUCUUCUGGUGUUUGUGGUUUCACAAACUCACUGCAGUUGCCUGUUAGAUUCACCACAUUCAUCCAUCCCACUGGCAAGCCUAGUUCCCCUUAGCACCUAAAGAUCUAUACCCCAAAUCAGGGUCAUCAUAAAAGGGGACAGGAAGAGGAAGAGUGGGUGGAAUCCAAUGUGGGGCUCAUGGCUGCAGAAAUACAAUGUGAUUUUUCUCAUCUUUUCAUAUACCUCUAUCCCAGGUACUCAUUGAGUUCUUGAUGAAGUAUCUGAAUUGAGAUUUACAAGGACUUGGAUACCAUUUGAAAUGGGAAAGAUUUUAAAUGGGCUUUAAUAUAUUAAGAAAUAUGAAUGGGAACCCCCAAAAUCCAUCUCAGCUCUAACCUUUAUCGGGUACCUUAUAGUCUGACAAAGAGCUAAGUGCUUCUGUCUCUUCCUUACACUUGAUCUUUAGAAAUGCUAGUAAAGUAGAGGGGACCCAAGACUGCCUUCAGGGUCGAUAGCGGCAGUGUGAAUUGGCACUUUUUGUCAAUAAUUAAGUCUGUUUGGUUUUCCAUGAGGAGCUCGUUGGCUCACCCACUCCUCAGAGAGAAGAAGAGGAAGUCAUCACAAAGUUUUAGUCAACUGCUGAGCUAAUCCCUCCCCUGUGACGUUCAGGAUUGGCAUUUGGAUUUGCUGCUAGAGAGUCCUGCUGACCCCAGAACCCUCCUGCCCUCCCUUUGACCCCAGUAGUGAAGCACAGGCCCACUGGCUCCUCUUGGGGGUUCUGAGGAAAGAGCAAAUCAAGGAAUAUGGUGCCACAUAGAAUGUGACCUUCCUGAGUCACAGUGGGCCCGUGUCCGUGAUAUCAGUAACUUCUGUGUCUGCCUCCCGAGCCUCACCUCCCACCCGCAAGAGUUCAGAGCUGUGGAAAAGCAGAUGAGGACAGCGUAGACACAGCAGGGCCUGCUGCCCUUUGCCGAGCCUGCAAGGCCAGCCCAUCCAUCACUGCCAGUCCCUGGACUUCUCAGGACAGUGACUUGAACCGGUCAAAGAAGUGUUUUAAAAGGAAUCUGGAGUUUUCCCCACAUGGACUAAGGGAAUGUCUGGGCAAGAAAAAACACACACGCAGGGAAAUCCUUCUGAACAAAAUGGCUGUCUUUACUUACUCUUUUUAAGCAAAAACUGUUUCCAUACUUUUUAGUGUCAAAACAGUAACCAAGUGUCUCCUGAUUUUUUCCAAUGUGUUUGGCGAGUGCUGUGACCCUCUUGUAGGUAUUUCUCCUCCUGACUCUUUUGGGGGAAAGGUGGUUUUAGGGAUUGAUUUGGGGGGAGCGGAUUUUUGUCCCAUCCCACCUCCUCUUUUGCUUCUCUGCUUGUCGAUAUUGUCUGUGUGGUUCAGAGCAUUGGGGCAGUUACAUUGUGUCCAUUGUUGACAUUAUUAAGAUAUUAAAAAGUAGUUUGUAGAACUGAAAAGUUAAAGAGCUGUGUUUUAAGAAAUGCAAAAUGAUAUCAUGUUAAUAAAGGAAUUCAAGCUAUGGGGCAGCCGAACUCCUCCCCCUCCUCCCAAGUUGGCCAAGGUGGCAGCUGGGCUGGCCGCCCUCCAGGUAGGUGAGUGCCUGUGUGAAGGAGACAACUGCUGAGUAAAAGGAAUUGGGAUCCAGGGCUCAGAGAGUCCCACUUGUGCCAGAGAUCGCCUCUACAUCCUCGGGACCUCUGGGUAGAGGUUUCAAAGUUUGUGACCCCAUAACCACCCUCAAACCCACCUUGGUCCCAACUCAGUGUGCCUAAUACUGUGUGGUAACCCGGGCUUGGCUCUGCAGCCCCACAGCGGGCGGCAGCCCUAUGCGGGCCGCAGAUGCUCUCUCCUGCCCACUUGGUGCUAUAUCAUCCAGUGACCCGACCGGCACGGCCAAGCGCUGGCCAGCCUGGAGCCCACCAUCCAGGUGGAUGAAUUGUACUCAGAUCUCAGUUCCUUCUGGCUUCAGGCACCAGAUUCUUUCCUUUAAGCUUUUUAGGCCCUACAUCUCCCAGCCCCAGGCUGUCUCUCUUGGCCCCGGAGAUGCCAUGGUCAGGAAAGGACGGGAUCCCUGCCGAAGCCAGAGAAUUCACCCCAGGCCAGCACCAGCGCUCUGAGCCCAGCCCUUCUUUCCACGCCACACCAGUAUCGCGUUCUUGCUCUGACGCAGCUAGACCUACCUGAGGGCAACCCCAACCCAUUCUGGCUGGCCUGCCCACGAGGGACCUGUCCACUCCCCCGGGGCCUUGCGGAGCACACCGGGCUGUCCAGGAUGGAGACCAGCCGUCUCCCUGGGAUCUGCUCCCCUCUGCCUCGGAAGACAAGUGCUGCGCUUUAGUGAGGGGGGCUGAGGGGCCCUGGGCGCGGACUCCUUCUAGCUUGAGUUCCUUGUGGUGACAGCAGCAGCCGCAAUGAUGGUGUCUGUGAUGCAAAUGCACCCGCUGCCUUCAACUGUGUGUGCGCGCGCGUGUGUGUGUGUGUGUGUGUGUGUGAGACGGCUGGAGUCGUGUUACUGACAGGUUAAUGACAUUACAAAAAAAUUGUGUUACAGUCAACUUUGCCUUGAUAAUUAUUGUAAACACUUUGUCCAUUUUUUUCUUUUUUAUUCACAAACUAAAUCCAUCGGGAAAUUAUAAAGUUAUUUAAAAAUUC